Molecule: messenger RNA, 152 nt
Organism: Racocetra persica
Lineage: Eukaryota; Fungi; Glomeromycota; Glomeromycetes; Diversisporales; Gigasporaceae
Source: the annotation of a GenBank genome assembly
AUGGACGAAAUACAAACAAAAAUUGAAGAAUUAAAAAGAUCUCGUAAUACAGAUAAUUUUGAAACAGCUUUUGAUCUUUUAAAAGAAACAAUUUUAGAUACUUUUAACAAUUUUGAAAAAGGUCUUAAUAUUAAAAAUGAUGUUAUAAAUUC